This is a messenger RNA of Ictalurus punctatus (channel catfish), 2717 nucleotides long. Its product is annotated as solute carrier family 41 member 1. Lineage: Eukaryota; Metazoa; Chordata; Actinopteri; Siluriformes; Ictaluridae. Gene Ontology annotation, biological process: monoatomic cation transport. The transcript has 10 exons. Gene Ontology annotation, cellular component: plasma membrane. The record is from RefSeq and is a predicted model, not a curated record. Gene Ontology annotation, molecular function: monoatomic cation transmembrane transporter activity. Bases 298 to 1542 code for a protein of 414 amino acids.
GCUGCUGUCCAAUUCACAUGGGCAGAACACUCAGGGCACUAUUAUUGCCCAAACUUCAUGAAUGGAUUAUAGGAUUCUGACAUUACUGAAUAAGAUAUUAGUGGAAGCUAAAGAAAAGCGGAGCAAUUCUGUAAGCUAUAUGAUCAAGCUCUGUGCAUGGUUCUAAACUUUAGAAGAAUCAUGGAAUAAUGGCAUCCAUCUACCUGAAUACUUCAACAACCUGAACUAAGGACACAGCUGGUUUGAAGGCUUUAAGGCUGUUGGCAUAGUGGAUAUGAAAAAUAUGCUGAUGUGAAGAUGGGUCUAAUGACUGCAGAGUCUUCUUCAGUCAUUUUCCAGCAGGUGCUGGUUCCUUUCUUGCUUGCUGGAUUAGGAACAGUCACUGCUGGAAUGGUGCUGGAUGAAAUACAGCACUGGGAAAUGCUUCAAGAAAUCUCUGAAGUGUUUAUCUUGGUUCCUGCACUAGUGGGCUUAAAGGGAAAUCUGGAGAUGAUGUUAGCAUCCAGACUAUCCACAGCAGCCAACACUGGCCAGCUAGAGAGUCCCAGGCAAUGGACAUUGAUGGUGUACACCAAUCUAGCUUUAGUCCAGGUGCAGGCCACAGUGGUGGGUUUUCUGGCCACACUGUCUGCAAUAGGUUUGGGGGGCCUGAUUAAGGGCAGUGUAGACUUUCAUCAGGCUGCUGUGCUGUCUGCUAGCAGUGUGACCACAGCCUUCAUCUCUGCGCUCACUCUGGGGUUGCUGAUGGUGGGGGUGAUCAUUGGAUCUCGAAAGAUGGGCAUUAACCCUGAUAAUGUUGCAACCCCCAUAGCUGCUAGCCUUGGUGACCUCAUCACCCUCUCACUGCUGGCAGGGUUCGGCAGCUUCUUCUUCCAGUUUAGAGAGAAGUGGUAUUUACUUCUCCUGAUAUGCACUGUGGUCCUCUUGCUCAUCCCUGUCUGGGUGAUCAUCGCUUGCCGCAGUCCACCCAUCAGAGAGGUUCUGAAGUCAGGCUGGCAACCUGUUAUCAUUGCUAUGCUAAUCAGCAGUGCAGGAGGAUUGAUUCUGGAUAAGACUGUAAGUGACCCUCGGUUUGAAGGCAUGGCUGUCUUCACACCCAUCAUUAAUGGUGUAGGUGGAAACCUGGUGGGCAUUCAGGCUAGCCGAAUCUCCACCUACCUGCACUGCAUCAGUGUUCCUGGAAUCACAUCCCAACACAUUAAAACACACUGCCCUCAUCCUGGCAUGACUUUCUGCAACACAGCAGUGAACUCAAGAUCUGCUAGAGUUCUUUUGCUGCUGGUGGUUCCAGGUCACCUGCUCUUCCUUUACACAGUCCAGCUGCUCCAGGGUGGACACACUGCCACGACGGCUGCUUUCGUCUGCUGCUACCUUUGUGCUGCACUACUGCAGGUAAUAAUACUGUUGUACAUGGCAGAUGUGUUGGUGUGGCUGAUCUGGCGACAUGGACUGGACCCUGAUAAUUACUCCAUCCCCUACCUGACUGCACUGGGGGAUCUGCUGGGCACCAGUCUUCUCGCCCUCACUUUCAGAUUAAUCUGAGAUCAGAUCAGUUCCCUGGUUCUAUGAUAUGUUUAACAUAUGCAAGGCAAACUAAAAAUUUAUUUCACUUCAUUUUCAUUUCACUUUGGUGAAUUACUUAUUAUAACAGAUGUAUUAGAUCAAUUAGAUUUUCCCCUCUCACAGACCACUGUGAUUCUUUAAGAAGAAUUCCAUGUCUGCAAUUCAAUAAUAUAUAUAUUUUUUUUUCAUAGUUUAUUGCCUUAGUAGAAAUUUCCAGGUGCUUCUCCUAAAUACACCUAGAUGAGUACAAAUGGCACCUGGCACAUAUAUAGUCUAAUGUUAUAGGACGUGUGAUUUGUUUCUGUAUUUCCAUACAAAAUGAGGUUAAAUGGCAGAGGUUAAUGGCAUUUAUUAGUUAAACUAUAUAGGAAUAGCUGCCUAUCUGUAUUCCCCCAGCCCCCUAAUAAAUAUUAUUGUACACAUUUACAUAAUAUCUAUGAAAUAAAUCUGUACUUAGGGGGUCCAGGGAAUUGAUUUUACAGUUAAGAAUAUCUGGCUGCAAAAAGUUUAAGAACUAAUUAAAGCAGAAUGUCUGUACUUUAACUUCAAUUUCAUGGUUUCCUUUAAAUCCAGUGAGAAGAACAAUCAUCAACAUCCAAUUAUUUACAGACUGCAUUGUACUAUUGUCAUGUGCUAUGUUUUUAAGGGGAAGCCCUUAACUGCAAAUGAAUCACAAAAGUGACAUAGUUCUUUCCCCACAGCAAUGAAGGCAAUAAAUGCAUCAUAUGGUGUUAUUAAUAUGUCUUACACAUAAACUAAUACUAACAGGCUAUAUUGUGAGCAAAAUAGAUGCUUUAUUCCAUGUUGUACCAGUUCUUAAAUAGAAGAUAGCACUAUAUUAUUGUGAGGAUGUAGCCUGAUAUUUUAUGAUUAAACAGUGAAACAUUUUACAUUAUACAGAUAGAUAUAAAUGUUUGUAAUGAAUGUGGCCUUUAGUAUUAAUUUUGUGAUAAAAAAAAACAAACAAGCUACUUCUGUGCACUAUGAUGUAUUUAUUAAUUGUGCAAAUUAAGUUGCCUGUCAUAUACUAUGCAAAAGAUAUUAUAUUGUUGCAUAUUUUAUACUUAAAUGUAUUUGUCCUAUAUGCUGCAAUGUCUUCCACAGUCUCAAAAGGCAAAGCCUUUCAGUGUAGCCAUCCAAUAAAAGCUGUAUUA